Hypoxylon fragiforme is the source of this 1559-nucleotide messenger RNA. Its product is annotated as SET domain-containing protein. The transcript is spliced from 5 exons. Gene Ontology annotation, molecular function: protein-lysine N-methyltransferase activity; protein binding. The record is from RefSeq and is a predicted model, not a curated record. Gene Ontology annotation, cellular component: nucleus. Gene Ontology annotation, biological process: peptidyl-lysine monomethylation. NCBI's taxonomy places the organism in Eukaryota, Fungi, Ascomycota, Sordariomycetes, Xylariales, Hypoxylaceae. The coding region runs from base 1 to 1446 and encodes 481 amino acids.
AUGCGGCGGGGCCAUUUCUCCUUAAAAGAUUUGCCAGCAUGGUGUAUUCUCAACAACGUUGCUUUUAUCGACGUCAAGGUAGCCGAUAUUAGUGGUCGAGGAUAUGGCUUCAUAGCAGAGAAGAACCUGGUAGAUAAAGAGAAAGACCAGAAUGACGAUGAUGUCGAUUUCACCACCCUCUUAACAGUCCCGAGAGAUUUGGUCCUAUCCGCUGAAGGUGUAGAAGAGUACGCCAAGGAAAGCAAGGCCUUUCGAGAACUUCUAAAUGCAGCAGGGCACCAAUCAACCAGAGGCGAUAUAUUGCUAUUCUUAUUAUUCCAACUCGUAUUGUCUUCUCCCGACUACAAUGGUGGGCUGGGGUCAUCAACGCCGUGGACCCAGUACUUCAGUCUCUUGCCGGCAGAGGUGCCGAUCCCUACAAUGUGGCAUGAACCGGAACUUUCUUACCUAGAGGGUACUUCACUAGAGCCAGCUGUGUCUGCUAAACUAGGCACAUUGACGAAGGAGUUUGACCAUCUCCGCGAUAAACUGGCUGGCUUGUCGUACUGGAACGAGCUUAUCUCAAUUGACGAAACUAUCACUGUUCGUGACUGGAUUCUUCUUGACGCCUUAUACAGGUCCCGUUCACUGGAUCUGCCCGGACUAGGCGAGUCAAUGGUUCCGUGUCUUGACUUAGUCAACCAUUCUAGCCAAGCUACUGCUCAUUUCCAGAUAAAUAGUAAGGGCGAGGUAGACCUUCGCCUACAUAAGGGAUGUUUGGUAGCAACCGGCGAAGAAAUCACGAUCAACUAUGGACAAGACAAGCCCCCGGCGGAAAUGCUGUUUAGCUACGGCUUCAUUGACACAGCCUCGACUACUAAUAGCCUGGUCCUUCCCUUAGAGCCGCUAGACGAUGACCCGCUUUCAGCAGCAAAGCUUCAUGCCUUUGGUAAGGUGCCGAAGCUUCGAAUAAAAGAAGACGGGAAUGGCAUGCCACAAGUUUCUGCACCUUUCGUCUAUCUCAUGUGUCUCAAUGAAGAAGAUGGUCUGGCAUUCAGAGUCCUACAAGAAGUAGAUGGAUCUCGCCAUUUGAAGAUGUUCUGGCAAGAUGACGACAUUACAGACUCACCAGAUACGAUCCAUACUCGCCUCCAACACCACGAGCUGAAUAAAAUAUUUGAAUUGCGGUUUAUAACGAUUAUCUUUGAUAUCAUCCAAGGACAACUUGAAAAACUUUCCAGCAGCUUAGCUAAACCGGAGUCGGCGAGGGAUAGAAUCUGGCAGGCUGCCUCCCAUCUGAGAUCACUUGAAUCAACCCUAUUUGAGAAAACCCUCCAAGUUCUUGAUGAAAAUCGGACCCAACUCCUUCAAGAAGAUACAGUAAUCGAAUAUUUGAGAUCAAUGGAGGCUGAUCAAACCGAUAUUAUUAGCGCCGAAGCCGCCGAGAACGAGGAGGACUUUAGCUAGUAAAAAGAUUCAGGUCUUCGAGAACGCUGUCUGUCCUCAACUAUAUCAGUCACCCCCUAGAGGAGUAAAAUCAAUCUUGAAUUUUGGGUUGCAAUCCACGUUUUCCCCGUGAA